Molecule: messenger RNA, 1094 nt
Organism: Vanessa atalanta (red admiral)
Lineage: Eukaryota; Metazoa; Arthropoda; Insecta; Lepidoptera; Nymphalidae
Exons: 2
Coding region: 198-779 (193 amino acids)
Source: RefSeq, a predicted model, not a curated record
UUCGCUUCAGUCGCAAAGGAAAGCGCGAAGUGUAUACAGCGUGCCAAAACCCGAUAUUCCCGAGUGACAACGUGAUACGAAUCGCGUACACCAUAAUUUUGUCUAUUGCUCAAUAUUGUUUCGUAAUACCAACGUGUUAUAAAAUAAUAUAAAUUUUGAAUUGUGUUUUGGAUUGUGAACGGAACUGUGUGGACAAGAUGUUGGACAAGUCCAUCCUAGGCGGUAGUUGGGAGAGCGUGAUCUCGAGAGACGACUACGAGAUCGACUACAGUCCAAGUCCAAGAGGAUCACCUCUGAAGGAAACAACCAAUAUCCAGGAGGAGCAGCCUUACUUGAUCAGUCGCCACAAUCCUAACAAGACGUUCCGUCGUGAGUCCGUCAUUGCUUCCUGGAAAAGUUUAAAGAAGGAGCGAGAACAGGCCUUAGGGAAACGUGUCGUGUAUGUCGACGCUGAUAGUUAUGAAGAUUAUUACGGGAGGAACGAAGUCAAACGUUGUAAAAGCGAGAGAACAGCAAACGCUCCUCGUGUUCUCAAAAAGGUCAAACGUACAUAUUCCGUAUUGUAUAGAUACGACCCGAACGAGGAAAAGGUUGUAAAGGAAUACAAAUACCAACCGGCCAAGGAACCUGAAAUGUCAACGAUCACAAACCUUCAGAAAUCUUACUCGGAACCAUUUCUGAGACCCGAGAGAACACCUAAGAAGAAGGUAAAGAGAUCUAUCACAACGUUCCUUAACAUCAAGACGAAGUUAGUCAGCUUAUUCUCGUCCAAGAGUUAAGAUUAGUUUUUUUAGUUAUUAGGAGAAUAGUUGCUCAAUUUAAUGCAUUUUCCUUAGGUUAAGUAAAAUGAAACCAUAGUUCAGAAUGUUGUGGUUACGGUGGUUCAAUGUGCUUGAUAUCUCAUUUAAUUAAGAAUAGAAAGUAGUUAUUAAGAACAAGUUCUGGCUGGGUUAGUAAAACCUGUAAGCGUCUUCCUUGAAACCAAUUAUCUUGGUUAAAUUUUUGUUAAUACAUUUACUUGAGCACAAAUCAACUUCAUCACAGAAGUUUUUAUGGAAGACGGAAAGAGCCAAAGGAUAUUUAUAAAAGUUUAC